AUGAUAUUCUUCAUACUAUCCCUUUGUGAGAGUUUGAGGACAUUGUUCACUAAAGACACGGAGAAGACGACUCGUACUCCUCCCUCGUGGAAUUUUAAUAAAAUACAUAAGAAUCGGAAAUACAAUAUUUCUUCUUCGGCUCCUGUUUUCACAUUUUGGUUACUUUUAUCGAUUGGAAAUGCAUUUAAUUUUGUUUCAAUAAUUCGGAACAUUAUUACUUCAAAAACAAAUUUCUCAAUCAAUUUAUUUGAAAUAACGGCGACAAUGCUUUCGUACCCAAUAAUUGUCGUGCAAUUAAUUCUCUCGUGUCUAUCAAACUCGACAUUCAAAUUAACAAAUAAGAAAUGUCCCAAAAAAUAUAUGUCAUUCUUAUCUCAAAUCACAUUCAAUUGGUUUAAUGAACUCAUAUCUAAGGGAUACCGAAACCCAUUGACAUUUAAUGAUAUGUGGCAUUUGGAUAGUCACAACACCACUGAUUAUAUAUACAAAAAAUUUAAUAAUAUUUGGUCACAAUUAAUAGAUAGGAAAAUGGAAUCACAAAAUAAUGACCAAAACAUAUAUUACAUCAAGAUUUUAAUUCCUAUAUUAAAGUGCUUUUGGAUGGAGUUAUUGACUGUAAGUGCAGUCAAACUAAUCGCUAUUUGUCUGGAAUUCAUGAGCCCUAUAGCACUCGAUAGACUCAUUUCAUUCAUGAGUCCCUCUAAUGCUGAGCCCCAGUGGAGGGGUUUAUUCUACGCCUCCCUUAUGUUUAUUCCCCUUCUGUUUGUGUCUCUAUUCAACAGUCAAUACGAAUAUCGGAUUAAUUUAGUGGCGAUGAGAAUCAGAGCUACUCUUAUAUCGACUAUUUAUCAAAAGGAAGAGUGCUUGUCAGGUAUAACCGAAUCACUACGGGCUUUAUAUAAUCGUAUUUGGUACAAUUAA
Medioppia subpectinata is the source of this 921-nucleotide messenger RNA. The record is from the annotation of a GenBank genome assembly. Lineage: Eukaryota; Metazoa; Arthropoda; Arachnida; Sarcoptiformes; Oppiidae.